Molecule: messenger RNA, 2972 nt
Organism: Lactuca virosa
Lineage: Eukaryota; Viridiplantae; Streptophyta; Magnoliopsida; Asterales; Asteraceae
Source: the annotation of a GenBank genome assembly
CUAAAACUAUCAAAACUAUAAACUAUAAAAGCAAACACCAAAACCCCAUAAACCCUUUCCAAAGCUGCAAAUUCGCCGCUGCCGGAGCACUUCUUUUCAGUCGCUCAGGCCAUCUUCCACUCUAUACGGGACAAAUUGAUAUCAAGAUCCCGUGGUUGAUACUGUGUGAUUUAGCGAAGAUAGUAAGGUGGAGCAAGGAUUUGAAUUUUUUUGAAGAAAUUGCAAGGUGCCUGAUUUCUUUUUCCUGUGAGAGAUAGAGAGAUGAUAAGGGGAGGAAAGAGCUUUGUUUCUUCACCACCUGCGUUUUCAAAUGACGCAAAGAAACUGUUGGUUUGCACUGGAAACACCGUUUCCAUUUUCAGCACCACUACUGGUUUACAGGUAUUGGAAUUGGAAGGUCACACAGCACUAGUGACAUCUAUAACAGUAGUACCUGCAUCCACUCCUGCAAGCAGGAUUUUAUGCAAUUGCUGGACCACUUCACUUGAUGGCACUAUCAAGUAUUGGGAUUUCUCUAUGCCUGAGUUGAUGAAAACAAUUAGUAUCCAGCUUCCAAUCUACUCAAUGGUGAUUCCAUCCUUACUUGCUCAACAGUCAGAGACCAAUGAACAGCCUUCUGAUAUAUAUGCUUAUAUCUCUGUGAAAGAUACAAAAAAUGAAGCAAAUAAGCAAAAAAAAGAAUUAAGUGGAAAGAUCCUCAAGUAUAAUUUGUCCAAGUCUCGCCUGGUUCGUGGAGUCGUAUUGUCAGAGAGUAAAAAACCAGAGAACAUAACCAUAUCUUCAACUGGAAAGUACUUUGGCAUCCAUGAAAAACGCAAGCUUCGUAUAUGGGAAGUGCCUCCAAAAGACAAUAAGAAUAUUAAUCAUCGCAAGUUAAGACUAUCACACACCAAGAACAUGACAUGUGUCGCCUUUCAUCCAACCGAUAGGAUUGUGGCAGCUGGCGAUGUGACAGGGAGGAUUUUAAUUUGGAGGGGUUUUGGUGAUAGGACAUUUGCAGGUGAUAAUGGAAGAUUUUUGAAGGAUGAUGAUGAGGAAAACCCUGGUGUUAGGGGUGAUGGAGAUGCUGAUUCUUGCACCACUUGGCAUUGGCAUUCAGCAGAAGUUAAGGUCUUGUUUUUCUCUUCAGAUGGAGCCUAUCUGUAUUCAGGUGGAAAAGAAGGAGUGCUUGUGGUAUGGCAACUGGAUACUGGAAAGAAGAAGUUCUUACCCAGAAUAGGGACUCCACUUGUUAAUUUCACAAGUUCUCCAGAUCCUUCUCUUUCAUCUAUAUCUUGUGCAGAUAAUCGAAUUCAUAUUCUGAAAAUGCCAUCAAUGGAGAUUUUGAAGUCCAUUUCUGGGAUCAAGUUUCCUUCUUCAAUCCCAGAGACUCUUAAAGGCUCAAGUCAAGAUUUUGUGUUUGACCAUACUUCAGGAUUGGUUGCUGUUCGUACAGAGAAUUAUUGUAUUCAAUUCUACAGUUUGUUUGAUGAUCGUGAGAUAUCAGAGGUUCAAGUUUGUGAAAGAAAUCAUCAACCAAGUGAUGAUGUCAUGACGAUUUUGAAUAAAGUUGCACUUUCAUAUGAUGGGUGUAUGAUGGGAACUGUUGAAACCAGAAUGUCUGAAGAAGGAAUAGGAGGCUUUGUAACACUCAAGUUUUGGGAACGUGGGCCACACAACAAUGAUUUCACCUUGUCUACUGUUAUAUAUGAGCCCCACAGGGAUGCAAGAAUUUCUGCAGUUGCUUUCCAUCCAAAUGGCAGCAUGGCUGUGAGUGCUUCUUAUGGUGGUGACUUCAAGGUUUGGGUUAGCAAUGGGAAUGGUGAAGAUAAGUUGAGAUGUAGAUGGGCAUGUCAUGCUGUUGGUUCAUACAGGAAGAAAGCUAUGACUGCUGCUGCAUUUUCUGGUGAUGGUUCUGUAUUGGCUGUUGCUGCAGAAACUGUCAUCACAUUGUGGGACCCAGAGAAAAACAUACUCGUGGCUGUAAUUGGCUCUGCUCUUGAGUCAAUUGUAAAUCUUUCAUUUAUUGGAGAUUCCAAGUUUCUUGCAUCUGCAUCGCGAGUUGGUUCAAAUCCACAGCUUUCAGUUUGGAGUAUGUCAAAGCUGUCGCUAUCCUGGUCAUACAAACUUCACAUAGAAGGUAUAGCAUGCUCAGAAAAAGAUUCCCUUUUAGCCGUGCUUGUUGUUCUCCCUGAAUCAACAUCUAAAACUCACAACACCACUGGAAGUGGAACUGGUAGUGGGGCUAUCCUACUAUUCAAUGCUGAAGAUCCUGUUCCUAUUGCUUCAUGGUUUGUCACAAAGGCAAAGGGAGGGGGGGUUGCAUUUAUCCAAAGAAGCAGUAGAGAAUUGGUUGCAUAUGUAAAUGGGGAUCAUGAGUAUGCUAUUUUUAACCCAAAUAGCCAAGAAGAGGAAGAGAAAUAUGAACGUAAAUUUAGGGACACAGUGGAACAGGGGACAGGGCAUCAUAUUGGGGGGUAUGCGUCCAUGUAUGGGGAGCUACCUGAGUUGAAGAUGAGGAGGAAAGCAAUUGAAGCAUCUGUUGCAGAGAGUGUGAUGGGGGUUUCAGAGAGGCCAUGGGAGACGAUAUUUAGUGGGCCAUCUCAUAGUCUUCCUCCUCUCACCAAACUGUGUUCUGUUUUUCUGGAAUCAUUAAUGGAGAAAAGAAGUGGUAUGGUAGAGUAGAGUAGAGUAGAAGAUAUAUUCAAAAAUACAACUCAAGGAAGGGUAUGCAGAUGAGUAGCUUAGCUGGCUAUGUGGCAUAUGCAUGCCUGGAAUCUAUUUCAAGGGUGGGUUUUUGUUCACUAAUCUGUCCGAUGCUACUUGUUCUGCAUUCAGCAAACUUUUUUGUCAACUAAUUCAGAUAGAUAAAUAGCUAGCUAGUCCAGGUCCAUUUUUGCUGUGUGUGUGUAUUUUUUUUAAGGAUAUGAAAAUUUGUAUGAUAUUCUACUUAUAUUGGUGUAUGGUAUGGAGUGAAAAGUACUUAACCAGGC